Messenger RNA from Entrophospora candida, 3288 nucleotides. Lineage: Eukaryota; Fungi; Glomeromycota; Glomeromycetes; Entrophosporales; Entrophosporaceae. The record is from the annotation of a GenBank genome assembly.
AGUAUCGACUUCCAUAUCAGUUAUAGAUCAAAAUACAAAUUUGUAAAAGAUUGGUCAAAAAUUAAAAUGGAACCUCCCCCAAUACCCUCCAAAUUCGCUCCUGAACAAACAGGAAUGAAUUUUACAACAAUGCCAAUACCACCAACCCAAACUCAAAGCUUUCCACAAACUAGUUCUGCAAGUAAUAAUUCAAAUCUGCAACCAUUGACUAAUCUAGAAACAAGCAUUCCUCCAAUACCAUCUCUCAACAACCCACAACAUCCUUUCUAUCAACAAAACCCUCACUUUCCACCAUCUUUACAACAAAAUCCCGUUACCACCAAUUCACCAGAUCCCAAUUCUAGGGAUUCUAUUAUUUCUAAUGCGAGCACUUCGCAAUUUUAUAAUGUAGCUCAAAAUCAACAACAAGUCCCUCCAAUAUUAUCAAGCCAACCGCAGCAACAGUCUGAUUUUCAAUUUAACGCGCAAAAAAAAUAUCAAUCUAUGUCACAGUCAAUGAAAGAUGGUAGGCAAACUUUGAAUGGAGAUUGUAGCGCACAAAAACCUCGUAUAUCUAUGCCACAGCAACCAGUGAAAAAGGAUGAGCGAAUUGCAAAUAAUAGUUAUAGCACACAAAAACCUUAUGUAUCUAUGCCGCAACCGCCACCGAAAAGGAUUCCAUAUCAGGAUAAUAGUUAUGCAUCUAUGCCACAGCCGCCAAUUAAAAGGGAUGGUUCAUCUUCAUAUCGAGAAUCUUUAGUUAGUAGUCAUUUAAAAUUUCUUAUGAAUCCAACUUUGUUGUCACAUAUAGCUUUAGAAUUUAGAUCAACGGUAAAAUUUGGAAAUCACAUUAAAGGCGCAUUAGAAUAUCCAAACAGUUUUACUGGAGCAGAUGUAGUGAAAACAAUACAAUCAACCUUACCUCCUGAAGCACCCAAGCAUGUUGCAUUACAUAUUGCACGCUCAUUGGAAGCUCAACUUUACUUUAAUCCAAUUAAUUGGUCAAGUGAUGGCCCAUUAAAAGAUUCAAAUGACGAAGUUUAUGUAUUCUUUAAUCAAGAUCUCACUUCGCUCAACAUUUCAGAAUUAGACGAAGAUUUUCCUACAGGAGUUUUUCCCACUGUUGGAAAAUGUUAUAGUCCUUGUUGUGGACUAUAUGGUAAAGGAUGUUAUUCAAUACUCUGUCCUAAUUAUGUUCCAGUGGAAGGGACACCUGCAGAUCUUCCUCUUAUCAGGAAAACUAGCCUUGAAAGUAUCGAGUCACCAAAAUUGUCAGCUCCAACAUUAGAUAAAGAACAAGAUCGUACAUGGUCUGGUGCAGUUCCAAAAGAAAUACUUGAAAGUGUUUCCAAAGAAGAAUUGAAACGUCAAGAAAUCAUUUACGAAACAAUUUAUACAGAAAAUGAUUAUAUAAAAGAUUUAUAUCUUAUAGAAGAGGUUUACAUAAAAGGGAUUCGUAAUUCCCCAGAAAUAAUGACUCAACAAACAAAGAUUGAAAAGUUUAUAGAUGAUGUAUUUUAUAAUAUUUUUGAGAUCAGAGCACAAAAUGAAAUUUUGCUGGAAAAGUUAAAGGCAAGACAAAAAGAAAACUAUGUUGUCAAUGAAAUCGGUGAUUUAUUUUUAGAAUGGGCAUUUGAUGCUGGUAAUAAAUACGUUAGAUAUAAUGGUCGAAUCCCUAUUGUUGAUAGUCUAAUAAAAACUGAAAAAGCAAGAAAUCCAAAGUUUAAACAGUUUAUGGAGGAAUGUAUGAGAAGUCCGAAAACCAGAAAAUUAGAUUUUCGUCAUUAUAUUCAAAGACCAACUGGCCGUCUACAAAGAUAUACAUUAUUUCUUGAACAAAUCAUUAAACAUACAUCUAAUAAUAGUCAAGACAAAGAUUUGCUUGAUACUGCAUUGCAAGUAAUAAAAGAAUUGUGUAGAGAAAGUGACAGUAAUGUUUCUAACACUGAAAGAAAAUUAAAACUUGAAGAAAUUGGUAGAAAAUUGAGGAAAAAGAAUGUAUUUAAAGGUGAAUUGCAUUCCAAAAUGGAUAACUCCCUCAAAUGGACUACACUUUAUGUAUUUGUAUUUGAUCAUUAUUUGGUCAUUACUAAACCUAAGAAAGUUUCAGAUGGUGAAAUUGAAUAUAUUUUGUACAAACCGAUUAUUCCUUUAGAUAAACUUUUAUUGGAGAAUGUUUCUGAGAUAAAUCAACAAAAAUUAAAAUUAACAGGUUUGGAAAAUUAUGGUAAACAAUCAUAUUGUUCAUUCACCUUAUCACAUAUUGGUAAAAACGGAGGAACCUAUCAACUAUAUGCUGAAACAAUCAAUAGCUGGAGAUUAUGGAAAGAUAAAAUUAUUGAGGCGCAAAAUAAAUUGGAUUUGAUGAGAUCUAAGAAACAAGUAUUUGAGUUAUUCACAUUGAAUGAUGCCACUUUCACAAAUAUUUCUGUUGGUGCUCCUGCUAAUAUUGCUAAUUUACAAGAGGAAAAAACAAAACAUUUCUCAAGAGGAAAAGUUAAUUGUUCCAUACCAUUUUCUGCACCAGAAAACUGUAAGAUGAUCGCAGUAGGGACUGAGGAAGGUGUUUGGAUAGGAUUCGGCGGCGAGACAAAAACAUUUAGAAAGGUUUUGAAUGUUGGCAAUGUGUCACAAAUAGCAGUGAUCGAAGAAUUUGGAAUAUUUAUUGUACUAGUAGAAAAGUCGCUUUGGGCAUAUCCAUUAGAAGCAUUAAUACCAUCAUCUUUAACUGCCGAUUUUAGUCAAUGUGCAACACGACAACGUAUAAGUGAUAGUAAUAAUGUAUCGUACUUUAAAGUUGGAACUACGAAAGACAAGAAUACAGGCGUUGAGAAAACAUUGCUAGUAUAUAUGAAGAAAAAGAAUUUAAAUUAUAAUUUUAGUGUUUUAGAACCAGCUAUCAAUUUAAAUGAGGUUGAUGGAGAAGAACCAAAACAGAAUAGUCGUGGAUCUCGUGGCGUUUUUCGUUUUCUUCACUCAGAUAAAAAUUGGUUUAAAAAAUUUUAUGUUGCUUCUGAAUCAUAUUCAAUAAGUUUUUUAAGGUCAACACUUUGUAUUGUAUGUGCACGAGGAUUUGAAGUGGUGAACUUGGAUGAAUUGACAAAUAUUCCAUCAAUACCAAAUCUUUCAUCGCCUCAAUUUUCUGAUAUCUCAAAAAAAUGUAACAAACCUUUGGGAAUGUUUAGAAUAAAAGAUAAUGAGUUUUUGAUAUGUUACGAUGAAAUAUUUUUCUUUGUUGAUAAGCAUGGUGAUUUCUCAAGAUUAAAUAUCAUGGAAUGGGAGGGUAAACCUGAGGCAGCAAAAAUAUGA